AUGCCAGACUCUACACCACCAGUUUUACCACUUAGAGACGAUACAGAUAAACCUUCCAUACCAACUUUACCCCCACGGAACAAUUCGGAUACUUCUACUAUAACAGAUAAUCAUAUUCAUUAUGGAUUUUCUGAUAGUUUAAGUGUUAUCUCUGUGAUUAGACAGAUUGAAUUAUAUUCAUCACCUCAAUUAAAUGAAACUUCUGAUUUAAUUGUCAAUCAAAAUACCAAUGCUAGUAGUACUGGUAAUGAUAAUUUAAGAUUAAGAUUAGAUGAUAUAAAGAAUAAAGUUGAUAUUGAAGAUGAUAAUGUUAAUUAUUGGAUAAGUAUAAUUCAAGAUUAUAGUAAUCAAUUCAUUAGGACGAAUGAUAAGAUUGAAGAGUUUGAAACUCAUUUAAUUAAAGGGAUUCCUACUGAUUUAAGAGCUUUGGUAUAUUUAAAGACAUUACAGAUAAGGUAUAAACUUAAUCAUAAGGAAUCAUUUGAUAGUUUGAUUAAGAAAGCGAAAUAUUCCACUUAUAAUCAAGAUCAUGAAAGUUUUAUAAAGAGUUUGAAUCUUGAAUCAAGUACCCAAGAUAUUGUCGAAGUUUAUAAUUAUUAUAUCAAUGAAGUGAGUUCCAAGACGAAUUUAAAUCCUGAUGUGAUUGUAUCAUAUAACGCCCCUAGUUCAUUCAUACUAUCUGUAACUAAAGUUGUUUCCAAGAUUCCCCAUUUGGAACCUGAAGAAAUCUUUUAUGUCUUAUUGAAGGUGGAUAAGCUUUUCCAUAGUUUGAUCAAAGAAGAAUUCUAUUAUAAGAUCAAUAGAUCAUUAGAGGAUUUGGUUCAUAAAGUAUUUUUACAUAUCAGUGUCCAAGGAAUAUAUCUUAAUGAUCUUUACAAGGAUAUAUUGUUUAAUUAUUUCGAACAUAAGAUUACAGAUCCACAACAAUUACUUGUCAUUUUAGAUUUUAUAAUAUUUGAAGGGUUUGAUUUCGUAUUAAGAUUGAUUUUAUCAGUUUUCAUUCAACAUAAAGACAAUAUAUUGAAAUUAGAAGGAGAUGAAUUAAGUCAAUUUUUAAAUUCUUCAAAAUUAUUCGAAAAUCAUGAAUUAAACUUAUCAAGUAUACUUAAAUCUCAACCUCAAAUCAUUAAAUAUGAAAAUGAGUAUCAUUUAAUCCAUGCCAAUUCAUUAAAUAACAAUCAAAAUGAAUUAACUAACCUACAAGAAGUCAAUGAUGAUCUUUUAAUUAAAAUUAAUGAAUUGAAUCGUCAAUUGGAAAAUCUUCGAACCACCCAUACUGAAAUCACUCAACAAAGUGAUGAAUACAAUGUUCAAUUAGAUGAAGCCAAAGGGAUAAAUAGUGAAUUAACCCUGAAAAUGAAUGGUUUACAAACUCAAAUAAAAGAAUUAACCAUGGAAGAUAAUUUAAAUAAUACCAUUCAAGCCAAUAAAGAUUUUGAAGAAAGAAAUAAUGAAUUAGAAGCUCAAAUAGAACAAGUAAAGAAUGACAUAGAGAAAAAGAAACUCAAACUUGCUAAAUUGGGCGGUGCAACCACCGUCCCUGGUGUUGUUGCAUCUCCAAUCACCCAUGAUAAUUCUGGAGAUGGUCCCAUUAUUAACACUCAUGUAGAGUCAGUAUCGGUUGAUAAGGAAACUGAUAUAGAAGCUGAUGCAGAAGUACAUUUAUUGCAGUCAGAUAGUGAAAUAAAGUAA
This is a messenger RNA of Scheffersomyces coipomensis, 1692 nucleotides long. RefSeq lists its product as uncharacterized. The transcript has a single exon. NCBI's taxonomy places the organism in Eukaryota, Fungi, Ascomycota, Pichiomycetes, Serinales, Debaryomycetaceae. The record is from RefSeq and is a predicted model, not a curated record. The coding region runs from base 1 to 1692 and encodes 563 amino acids.